Molecule: messenger RNA, 1592 nt
Organism: Diaporthe batatas
Lineage: Eukaryota; Fungi; Ascomycota; Sordariomycetes; Diaporthales; Diaporthaceae
Exons: 2
Coding region: 7-1284 (425 amino acids)
Molecular function (GO): protein binding
Source: RefSeq, a predicted model, not a curated record
UCAGAAAUGCUGGUCCUAACAAAGUCCACAAUCGCAAUCGCCGCCUUCACCUUCGUCAACGUGGUUCAUGGCCUUGCAACCCGUGCAACAUGCCCAUCAUCCCAAUUGGCAUCCGGGCCAUCCGCAUGUGCAGCCACGAGCAAAGCUCUGGGGAUCUACCGUCAUGACAAACUCUCGCCUUCCAGCUCAUGGGAUGGGCCCCUUGAUUGUCAGGGUGAAUUCUGCGUGUACUCUAACCAAGCCGUAUCCAAACACCGUUGGGCUGUCUUGUGCACAACGCCUGAAGUCGCAAAACAUGUCCAGUCCCAUUUCUACAUCCGGCCGAAAAGCCCAAUUCACCCAGAGACACUUCUAGAGGCCAUUCCAUGUCAUGUUGCCGAGAUACCUGGGAAGGGCAGGGGACUGAUAGCGAGCAGGAAGAUCCUCGAGGGAGAACAAAUCAUAGCUGAAGAUGCCAUCCUGGCACUGCCUAUCCAUGCACAUCUGGAGCUUCAACCCGAACGGCGGGCCAGUCUAUAUGACAUGGUCCUGGAGAAUCUGCCACGUGAGGCCAGGGACGAAUUCUUAUCCCAGGCUGGGGACGACGUCACUACUAUUCUCAAUCGCAACGGCUUUGAGAUUCACACAGGUCGGGAUGAUGACGACGUACGAUACGUCGGCGCCUUUCCAGAGCAGGCUUUGAUCAAUCACGAUUGCAGACCAAGUCUCGCAUAUCACUUCCGUGGAAUCACUCACAUCACCAUCGCGGUCCGGGACAUUGAGGCAGGGGAGGAGCUCAGCCUGAGCUACAUCGACGCGACACUCCCAACUCGCCACCGACAGGCGGGCCUGAGCGCCCUCUGGGAAUUCAAAUGCACCUGCAAGCAAUGCCAGCUCGCCCCCGCCGAGGCCGAAGCAUCUGAGGCGCGACUCGAUCGCAUCAAGGCGCUGGAAGACUCCCUUGACCACCCGGCCAAGAGCUUUCCGGCCGGCGACCUGAAGGCCCAGACGGGCGCGGAGUUGGUGCGGCUUUACGAGCAGGAUCGGCUAGACGUCUAUGUCGGAUACGCCUACAGGAGGGCUGCCCUGAACUUCGCGGUCUUUGGCGACGCGCCGAAUGCGACGAGGUUCGCGCGGCGGGCCCUGGAGGCUUUGCGGCGGCAGGGUGGCGCAGGACAGAAGGAUCUGGAAAAUAUGCGAGGCCUGCUAACCGACCCGAAGGCGCACUGGAGCUGGGGCAGGCUGGUUGCGCCGCCGCCACGGCCGCGGCCGCAGCAGCAUCGCAAGAGCGCCGGGGGUGUCUGAAAUCAGGCUCUCGGCUCUUGAAUCUGACUGGGGGCUUGGCCACGUGCGUGGGAUCAACGUUCCUGGCUGAUCUGGUCGCGGAGUGGUCAGCUUUGAUCUGACCACAGGACCAAGAGAGCGGCAGCCAGAUGAAAUGGCCCUCCGAGUUCUGGUGAGAAUUGCAUCUGGACGGAGUACCCCCACGUUAUCCCGGGCCUUUUGUGCAUACUUGGAGUCGCACGCAUGAACAGAAAUGUCCUCUAUCUUCCCAGGUUGUUGUCCGGCCAUUUCGUGCACUAUUUUCGGAUUUAGGCGACAGUAUCACAUGU